Molecule: messenger RNA, 738 nt
Organism: Cornus florida
Lineage: Eukaryota; Viridiplantae; Streptophyta; Magnoliopsida; Cornales; Cornaceae
Product: autophagy-related protein 8f-like
Exons: 6
Coding region: 163-531 (122 amino acids)
Biological process (GO): cellular response to nitrogen starvation
Source: RefSeq, a predicted model, not a curated record
AUAGAAUUAGAGAUUCGAUAUAAAUAGUUGGAAAACAAAGCAAGGCCGCCAUAUUUUUAUCUUCAAUCAAACUGCACCCAUCUUCAAGAGUUGGACAACACAACUGUUUUUCUUUUCUAUCUUGUUUCGCGACUCUUCUCGAAAAGGGUUUGUUCUCUGGAAAUGGCAAAGAGUUACUUCAAACAAGAGCAUGAUCUUGAGAAGAGACGUGCUGAGGCUGCUCGGAUUAGGGAAAAAUACCCAGAUAGGAUUCCGGUGAUAGUCGAGAAAGCAGAAAGAAGUGAUAUCCCAAACAUAGAUAAGAAAAAGUAUCUUGUCCCUGCGGACUUGACAGUAGGACAAUUUGUCUAUGUUAUACGCAAAAGGAUCAAAUUGAGUGCGGAGAAAGCAAUUUUCAUAUUUGUGGACAAUGUCCUGCCACCUACAGGGGCAAUUAUGUCCGCCAUAUAUGAUGAGAAGAAGGAUGAAGAUGGGUUUCUCUAUGUUACUUACAGUGGAGAGAACACAUUUGGGGACCAGAUCCUCCUGUAGCAUAUGAAAUUUUGGGUAUCGAUCACAUUGUUUCUUCAAAAGUUCCAUCCAAUUACCUCAAAUCCCUUGCAUCGUUAUUAUAUAAUUGUACCUACUUUAUGAAGAGAUUGCAAGCAAUAUUAUGUAUAGUUUUAUCCUAUAUGUAUGCCUAAGAACCUCUCCAAUGUCAAAUUAUCCUAUUCGUGUUUUAAAUAAUCGUUUUUAAUA